AUGUCUCAACACUCCCAAUAUGACGCUCCUGGUGUCCCUGCCCAGCCCUCACUAUCUUUCACGCAAGGGUUCCUACUCGGACAGCUCUCCGUCGUCCUCCUAAUCGGAGCGUUCAUCAAAUUCUUCAUCUUCGGCGAAGCACCAGCACCUCCCUCGCGCGGGCUGGCCAGUCGCACUGCAUCGCAUCAUCGAUCCUACUCCAUAAAUCAAGGUGACAACAAUGUCAGCAGCAACAACAACAACAACAACACAAAUGCCGGCAGUCCACGGACCCUACGCGAGAAGCCUUCUACUUCAAACGUACUCCGGCCCGUCCCCUCAUCCGCAACUAAUACACGCUCGAUAUUGAGGAAAACAUACUACAAUGCUAUUCCUACACAGCUGUCUCAUACAAAACAAGGACGACAUCGAGUACAACAUUCUACACAUCAACCGGAAUCUUUGGACUGGUUCAAUGUGCUGAUUGCGCAGACUAUUGCGCAGUACCGGCAGACGGCAUAUUUACUGAAGGAUUCGCCGACGAGUUCGAUUCUUGAUUCUCUAUCUGCUGCGAUCAAUGACCCGCAAAAGAAGCCGUCUUUUAUCGACACGAUCAAAGUCACUGAUAUAUCACUCGGCGAGGAGUUUCCAAUCUUCAGCAAUUGCCGAGUCAUUGCCGUGGAUGAUCCGAACUCAGAUGGAGGCAGGUUACAAGCAUUGAUGGACGUUGAUUUAAGCGAUGACAACUUGUCGCUCGCCAUUGAGACAUCCUUGAUCUUGAAUUAUCCAAAACCACGCUCUGCCGUGCUGCCUGUUGCGUUGUCGGUUUCUGUGGUUCGGUUCUCGGGGACGCUGUGCAUCUCUCUGAUUCCAGCUAGUACACCUCAAAGCCCCUCCUCCGCACCGACACCAGAUGCCAGCCACUUGAACGUGCGAACGCUCUUUCAACACAUCUCAGCCGAACUAAAUGGAUCAGCAGCCAACCCCACCGCCAACCCCGAGAAAAAAGGCGUCCCCAAAACAAACCUCGCAUUCUCAUUCCUUCCCGACUACAGAUUAGAUCUCUCGGUUCGAUCACUCAUCGGGUCGCGGAGCAGAUUACAGGAUGUCCCCAAAGUGGCGCAACUAGUCGAAGCCCGAAUCCAAUCCUGGUUCGAAGAACGGGUCGUCGAGCCUCGCGUGCAAGUUGUCGGAUUGCCCGAUUUCUGGCCCAGAAAGGGGCGAACUGGCGUCAGACCCGGUGACGAUGUCGAGGCCGUGGCAGCGGCUUCUGUGUCGUCUCGCAGCGGCGGACCAGCCGAACCAACACCGUCUGUUCCAGAAGAGGCCAUCAUCGACGAUAGUCCCGUCAGACCUGGAUUGCGUUUCCGUGGGCCGGCGGGUCGGUAUGAUUCGGCUGGAAGUUUUGACGAGCUUCCGCGCGCGAGUCCAGGUUUGGGUGAAACACUUGAUAUCCCGGGUUCGAUGCCGGGAGUUCGGCAGUGA
Molecule: messenger RNA, 1464 nt
Organism: Talaromyces amestolkiae
Lineage: Eukaryota; Fungi; Ascomycota; Eurotiomycetes; Eurotiales; Trichocomaceae
Exons: 3
Coding region: 1-1464 (487 amino acids)
Biological process (GO): phospholipid transport; mitochondrion organization
Cellular component (GO): endoplasmic reticulum; ERMES complex
Molecular function (GO): lipid binding
Source: RefSeq, a predicted model, not a curated record